Molecule: messenger RNA, 6260 nt
Organism: Myripristis murdjan (pinecone soldierfish)
Lineage: Eukaryota; Metazoa; Chordata; Actinopteri; Holocentriformes; Holocentridae
Gene: trpm1b
Product: transient receptor potential cation channel, subfamily M, member 1b
Exons: 28
Coding region: 532-5736 (1734 amino acids)
Biological process (GO): metal ion transport; protein tetramerization; monoatomic cation transmembrane transport
Cellular component (GO): plasma membrane
Molecular function (GO): calcium channel activity
Source: RefSeq, a predicted model, not a curated record
AAUUACGCAUUAUCCAUUCUUAUAGCGAGGCAACGCCUAGACACAUGGCCGGGAUGAAGCACAAAAAGGAAAUCUUCCAUUAUCGGUUUGCUGUUUUGAAGGCUCUCUGCCAAGAUGUGAGAUAAUGUUCUGAGGAAGUUGUACAACUGUCUUCACUGUGGAAAACAGACUCUGAAGGCUUCCAAGAGCUGGCUGCAUUAACCCCGAUUAUGGGACGCCCAGCAGAGGAAAGGGGUCUAUGUGUCAAGUGUGUCAUCGAGUGAUUUAUAUCCCCGGCUGGGAUCUCUGUCUUGUCAGUCGGGAGUAAGCUGCGGAGAGGAGAGAGAAGCACUGAAAUCCUUAAUGAUGGUAAAACAUUGCUGACAUUUUAAGUGCGACUUGCUGUCAUGCUUUGGUUAUGCAGUGGCUUUUCAGGGCUCCUGUCUGAUCUCUGAUGUGGUUGAUGUUGCUGCUGAGCACUCACCUGCCUCCGGAGGAUCGGUUUUAAGUCAGUUUGGCUUGCUGCUGAGACACAUCAUCUGAAUCUUCAACAUGGAAACCAAGGGCCCGAGUGGCACCUUUAAACGGUCCUCCCUCAAGCGCACCACAUCUGGCUCACAGAAGGCACAAAAGGCUUGGAUUGAGAGGACCUUUCUGAAAAGAGAAUGUAUCCACAUAUUUCCCAGCAAGGACCCAACCAGAUGUGCCUGUGGUCAGCUGAUCGCGCAGCACGUGGCCAUUCCCCCUGGUGCACUCCCCAAGCCAGAGGAGAACCAGCUGGUGCAGAUCGAAAUCCCACAGGAGAAGUGGUCUGUGGCCAAGCACACCAAGACUUCCCCAACAGAUGCCUUUGGCGUAAUCGAGUUCCAGGGUGGAGGAUUCAUCAACAAGGCUAUGUAUAUCAGAGUGACCUAUGACACCAAGCCCGACAACCUGCUGCAUUUAAUGGUGAAGGACUGGCAGUUGGAGCUGCCCACCUUGCUCAUCUCUGUGCAUGGAGGUCUGCAGAACUUCGACCUGCAGCCCAAACUCAAACAAGUGUUUGGCAAAGGCCUGAUCAAAGCUGCAGUCACCACUGGAGCUUGGAUCUUCACGGGUGGAGUCAACACUGGGGUGAUCCGUCAUGUCGGGGAUGCCUUAAAGGACCAUUCCUCCAAAUCCAGAGGGAAGGUGUGCGCCAUAGGAAUCGCUCCAUGGGGGAUCCUGGAAAACAAAGACGACCUUAUUGGAAAAGAUGUGACCAAGCCCUACCAGACGAUGUCAAACCCACUGAGCAAGCUGGCUGUCCUCAACAACAGCCACUCCCACUUCAUCCUCACUGAUAACGGUACCUGCGGGAAGUACGGCUCUGAGGUCAAACUCCGCCGACAGCUGGAGAAGCACAUCUCCCUGCAGAAGAUCAACACUCGUCUGGGUCAGGGGGUCCCUCUGGUGUGUCUGAUAGUGGAGGGAGGUCCCAACGUUAUCUCUAUCGCCCUGGAAAGCCUGAGGGACGAACCUCCGAUCCCAGUAGUGGUGUGUGAUGGCAGCGGUCGAGCUUCCGACAUCAUUUCCUUCGCACACAAGUUCUCAGAGGAUGGAGGCCUUGUAAACGAUGAUGUCAGAGACCAGCUUUUAGUGACAAUUCAAAAGACCUUCAGUUAUACCAAAAGCCAGUCACAGCAGAUCCUGCUUAUGGUUAUGGAGUGCAUGAAGAAAAGAGAGCUGAUUACAGUUUUUCGAAUGGGUUCUGAGGGGCAGCAGGACAUUGAAAUGGCCAUUCUUACUGCCUUGUUAAAAGGCACAAAUGCCUCAGCCCCGGACCAGCUUAGUUUGGCUCUGGCCUGGAACAGGGUGGAUAUUGCUCGAAAUCAAAUCUUUGUUUAUGGACACAAUUUACCACCUGCUAGUGCCCUGGCCAACACAACCACCACCGCUGUGGCCCCAGCCCAGGAGAAGCAGAAGAGCCCGGUCACAGCUCCUCGUAACAAAGCCCGGGGAAAGAAGGGGAAAGGGAAGGGAAAGGCAAAGCCAGAACCUCCAGAGGAGACAGAUCCGAGGAAGUUAGAGCUGAUUCGCUGGGUGAACUCUCUGGAGCAGGCCAUGAUGGAUGCUCUUGUGCUGGACAGAGUGGACUUUGUCAGGCUGCUUCUAGAGAACGGGGUCAAUAUCCAUCACUUUCUCACCAUUCCCAGACUUGAGGAGUUAUACAACACGAAACUUGGUCCUGCUAAUACACUGCAUGUUGUGGUUAGGGAUGUCAAAAAGGGAAACCUUCCUCCAGAUUAUCAAAUCACCUUGAUUGAUAUUGGUCUGGUGCUGGAGUACCUCAUGGGCGGAGCUUACAGGAGUAAUUACACCAGGAAGGCUUUUCGCAACCUCUACAAUAACCUCUACGGACUAAAAAGGCCAAAAGCUCUGAAACUACUGGGAAUGGAGGAUGAUGAACCACGGCCAAAAGGCAAGAAAAAGGCAAAAAAGAAGAAAGAGGAGGAGGUUGAAAUUGAUGUGGAUGACCCUGAGGUCUGUCGAUUCAAGUACCCCUUCCAUGAGCUAAUGGUGUGGGCGGUGCUGAUGAAGCGCCAGAAGAUGGCGUUGUUUCUGUGGCAGAGAGGAGAGGAGGCCAUGGCAAAAGCCCUGGUGGCCUGUAAACUGUAUAAGGCCAUGGCCCAUGAGUCCUCUGAGAGUGAGCUGGUGGAUGACAUCUCCCAAGACCUGGAGAACAACUCAAAAGAAUUUGGCCAGCUCGCUUACGAGCUGCUGGACCAGUCCUACAAGCAUGAUGAACAGGUGGCCAUGAAACUCCUAACAUAUGAGCUGGUUAACUGGAGCAACUCCACCUGCCUGAAGCUGGCAGUGGCUGGUAAACAGCGGGACUUCAUCGCCCACACCUGUAGCCAGAUGCUGCUCACUGACAUGUGGAUGGGCUGCUUAAGGAUUGGCAAAAACCCUGGACUCAAGGUUAUUCUGGGAAUUAUCUUUCCUCCCCUGAUUCUACUGUUGGAUUUCCGUCUUGGAGAUGACGCAUCUUAUCAAGGAGCUGGAGGCAACGAAGAGGGAAAGGAAAAGGAAGACGAAUCCAAAUCCGGCAAGAACGCUGAUGCUGAUACAACUUCUCGGAAGGGGGAUGAAGAGGAGGGUAGCACUAAAGUUCGCAAAAUCCCCAUCGGCAAAAGGUUCUUUGAGUUUUAUGAUGCACCCUUCACCAAAUUCUGGUUCAACACCAUUUCCUAUCUGGCGUAUCUGAUGCUAUACAACUACAUUAUCCUGGUGAAAAUGGAGCGAUGGCCGUCUAUACAAGAGUGGACUGUCAUCGCAUACAUCCUCACACUUGGGUUUGAAAAAAUCAGACAGAUCCUGAUGUCAGAGCCAGGGAAGCUGAAACAGAAGAUAAAUGUCUGGCUGGAGGAGUACUGGAACAUCACAGACCUCGUUGCCAUCGCCACCUUCCUUCUGGGUCUAAUGCUCCGACUGCAGAACGAGCCUUACUUGGGCUACGGCAGAGUCAUCUACUGUAUCGACAUCAUCUUCUGGUACAUCCGUGUCCUGGACAUCUUUGGAGUGAACAAAUACCUGGGACCCUAUGUUAUGAUGAUAGGGAAGAUGAUGAUUGAUAUGAUGUACUUUGUAGUGAUCAUGCUGGUGGUGCUUAUGAGUUUUGGUGUGGCACGGCAAGCUAUCCUUCACCCUGAUGAGGAGCCUACCUGGCGCCUGGCGAGAAACAUCUUCUACAUGCCCUACUGGAUGAUCUAUGGAGAGGUCUUUGCGGACUCGAUAGACCGUAAGACUAGAAUUCAUAUCUAUGCAAUGGAAAUCAAUCCUCCCUGUGGUGAGCAUUUAUAUGAUGAGGAUGGAAAGAAGCUGCCUCCAUGCAUCCCCGGUGCCUGGCUCACACCUGCCAUUAUGGCCUGUUAUCUUCUAGUGGCCAACAUCCUUCUGGUCAACUUACUCAUUGCUGUCUUUAACAACACCUUCUUUGAAGUGAAGUCCAUUUCCAACCAGGUGUGGAAGUUUCAGAGAUAUCAGUUGAUCAUGACUUUCCAUGACCGUCCCAUCCUGCCCCCACCUCUCAUCGUCUUCAGCCACCUCUACAUUAUCUUCAGCAGGCUGUUUCGGCGUUGUGCCAAGAAAAAACAAGAGGGAGAAUUAGACGAGAAGGACCGGGGCCUAAAGCUGAGGCUGAACCCAGAAGAGCUGAAAAACCUCUACGAGUUUGAGGAACAGUGUGUGGAGGAAUACUUCCGGGAGAAAGAAGAUGAACAGCAGUCCUCCAGUGAUGAGCGCAUCAAGGUUACCUCUGAAAGGGUUGAGAAUAUGUCCAUGCGUUUGGAGGAGGUGAAUGAGAGGGAAAACACUAUGAAGGCCUCCCUGCAGACAGUGGAUCUGCGCUUGGCCCAGCUGGAGGAGAUCCAUGGACGAAUGGCCAUCGCCCUAGAAAAGCUUGCUGGGGUGGACAGAUUGGAGCUGACCCGGACAUAUUCGCGGAAUUCAUCUGUGUGUGACCCCUCCACUCUACUUCGGCAAGGCAGUAUUAAUAGCGCUGAUGGCUAUAGCCUUUAUCGCUUCCACAUGGACAUGGAGGAGCAUGCAGCAAAACAGAAGGAGACUGAUGAGAAAACUGGCAUGGAAAGACAGAGGAGUGUGCGGCAAGGCUCCAUUUCUACUCCUGGCACCAAAGAGUAUGGUCAGACCUUGGAUGUUGGUGGUGUGAGCAGAGUUCGGCGCAGCUCAUGCGUGGACAUUUUGAUAUCACCAUGUGAACAAAAGCCAUUGUCUGCAGCAGGAAGUGAAGAGGCCCUAACCAAUAAAGCAUCAGACACGGCAGCAGAAAGUAAAGAUCCUCUGUCAAAAUUAGAGCUGCAAACACAAAAGAGCAAACUAAGGCCAGGCUCUUCCUCCCCUCCAAAAAGGGCUAAGUCAUUGAGAUACGCUCCAGUUGAAAGCCAAGACCCCUCUCCUUUGACAAAGAGGAGGUCUAUGAGUACCAUUGUUAUCAGCCCUCCUGAUUCAGAGUACAAUGAGCCAGAUGAAGUACCUAAAUUCACAGCAAAGCCCCAGCCCCAGCAACAGCCUGCAACCUCCUCCUCUCCAAAGAGGACGAAAUCUUUGAUAUAUGAACCUACUGAAAACCAAAACACCCCCCCUACCACAAAGAGGAGAGUUAUGAGUGGCAUCAUCUUCAACCCAGCUGAGGCAGGUGAUGAAGCGCAGCAAACCGCAGACUACAGGUCACUCGUGGAGCAGAUAGCUAAAGCACCAAAUCAGUGGCCAGCAAACUUAGAGUAUCAAGUCCACCCCAGCGUCUUCGGUCACAUGCCUAAAGUGUCAAUGGUUAGAGCUCUUGCUCAGCAGUUUGAUGAUCCCACUGGGCCCACAGACCCUAAAAUGCAUGAGAAUGAGAUUGAUCAAAUUCCUUCAGAAAGUGAGGUAAUUCCUCCAGCAAAGGAACCCAUGAACGACCUAACAAAGAUGAACAUAGAGAUAGAUCCAGAGGACACUUCAGAAUGUCUAACUAUAGGUAAUGGAAAGUGUUUGCCGUCUCAGAGGUCCCAGAGCUGGAACGCCAGUGAUAGGAAAGCAAGGGGCUUGAUUACAAACAAGGCUUCCAGUGAGAGAGACAUUGUUGGAGCUUGUGGGAUGUCAGCUAAUAAAUCUGAAGAUGAGGAAAAGAUGAUAGGAUCAGAGAAAAGAGAGGACUCCUUCUUGAGGAGGAGGGCAUCGCUGAAAGUAGGGACUGAGGAGAAUAAAGGUGCAGAGGGAACUGACCAGACAGAAUGAUGAAACCAAGAGGGAUGUGUGAAUGGACAAAAGCAUGAAAGAAGACUGAUGGACUGAUGAUCAAGUUUGUGAAACUGUUAUUACAAUAAUACUACAAUCAGUGCAAUGAAAUAUCAGUAUAUCAUUUUCCUCUGAGGAUCCAUUUUAUUUUCUGUCUUUACUGUAACAUUUUCAGUGGUGUAACAUAUCAUACAAACACAACCAUUCACAUUACAGCUUUGCCAAGUCAUUGCAUUAUUAUGUUAGAGAUGUAAAGGGGACUUGUUGGAUGUAUAUGAUGUUUGAUAAAAUACUUUGAAAUAAUGUCUGUAAAUAUACAGUAUUUUAUCUUGUGUAAAUGUACUUAAUCACAAACUACUAAGUAGUGCCCUUACGGCUUCAUGCGAAUACCUACAAGUGCAUAACAAUAGGUAUUCAUUCAAGCUCCUUCCAGGAGCCACACAACCACCUUCAGUUUCACAUUGACACACUAAUCUGUGUAAAUAAAGUUUCAGUCAAAUAAAUAAAUAAAAUAAGAAACUACA